Molecule: messenger RNA, 615 nt
Organism: Scatophagus argus
Lineage: Eukaryota; Metazoa; Chordata; Actinopteri; Scatophagidae
Gene: crygmx
Product: crystallin, gamma MX
Exons: 3
Coding region: 1-528 (175 amino acids)
Biological process (GO): visual perception; lens development in camera-type eye
Molecular function (GO): structural constituent of eye lens
Source: RefSeq, a predicted model, not a curated record
AUGGGCAAGAUUAUCUUCUACGAAGACAGAGACUUCCAGGGUCGUCACUAUGAGUGCAGCAGUGACUGUCCCGAGAUGCAAAACCACUUCAGCCGCUGUAACUCCAUAAGAGUGGAGAGUGGCUGUUGGGUGGCCUAUGAGAAGCCCAACUAUGGCGGCUACCAGUACAUGCUGCACAAGGGCGAGUACCCCGACUACCAACGCUGGGCGGGCUUCAAUGACUGCAUCCGCUCAUGUCGUAUGGUGCCACCUUAUAAUGGGAACUACAGGAUGAAGAUCUUUGAGCGGUCUGACUUUGCGGGCCAGAAUUUGGAGCUAAUGGAAGACUGCCCAGAUCUGCAUGAGCGUUUCCACACCCGUGACAUCUCCUCUGUCAAUGUCAUGGAGGGCUACUGGAUGCUGCAUGAACACCCCAACUACAGGGGACGCCAGUACUUCUUAAGUCCUGGAGAGUACAGAAGGCACAGUGAAUGGGGAAGCACCAGCCCCACCUUUGGCUCUCUGAGACGGGUCACUGAGCUCAACUGAUUCCCAGCUUUUUUACCCUAACUGAGCCUCACUGUUAAGAUUUUCACCCUCUUGUUUCACUAAUGCUGUUUCAGUGUGGUCUCAACA